AUGGACUCUCUUCUUGCUGAAAUCGAUAGAAAAAGGAAACAGAUAGAUCAAAAUGAAGUCACAUCGGUAAGUAUCUUUAAAUUAGAACUACAAUACGAGAGAAACGUUUGGCCAAAAUGUGAUAAAUUCAAACAGAACCAGCUCGAAUAGGAUUCUCGUAUUCUUCAUCUAUGUUUGCAAGAUGAAUAUGUCUUUAUCAUAUCUAUUCACGGUUUCGUUUUCAAAUUUUCUUCUCUCUUAACUUUUUAAAUACUUAACCAAGAAGAAAGAAGUUGUCUGGCAAAGGAAAGACAAAGAGCAAGCUGUGCACACAGUAAAAACAUAGUUGUUUUCAGAAAAUAAUUUGAGCCUUGGAAUUUGUACUGCAGGCGCACAAAAAAUUAUAACUACAUCUACAUGCACGUUUACAAUCUGCAUGCCGACCACCGCAGAUAGAUCAAGUCCAGACUGCUAGAUAAAUCAAGAGAUUAGCAAAAAAUAUAUCACCAAAUCACUUUUGGAACAAAAGAGAAUUUAGACUGGUAAUCAUUAUCACUGAAAUAGGAAGUGAGUCAACUAUCUUGAUUUUCCCUUCUGUGCUGUGAUAGUUCUUUUUCGUUUAACUUACAUUUUGUUCAUAUGAGGCUUACUUUGACCUAAUGUAAUCAAUUAAAAACAAUGUUGACACUUUCACUCCCACAAAUGAUCCAAAAAGAAUUCCUCUUUGCAAUAUAUGCAGGUAAACAAGCAGAAAGGUGAAGAAAAAAACUGAAUAACUUAGUGAGAGUACUUGAUUUAACACCAAAUUCUCAGAGCUAAAACAUAAGUAAAUAUAUGGUAUGCUGUAAGGAGAAUUGAUUGUGUGAUCUUGGAAGUAAAGGUUUAAAUGACAUUUUGGUAAACACUUAAUAAACAAACUUUAGAGGACCUAUUAACAUCAGUUCUGAAUAUGGCUGUGUUAUGCUACUGUAGCCAACAAUUUUAUGCUAAGAGAGCAUAAAGAAGUUGCAAAUUUAUCAUUUAUUAAUUUAACAGCAUUGAAACAUUUUCUUAGUAAUAGCAUUAAGUUAUGCCCUUCUUAGAAUUGGUCAGUGGAGGUAUUUCAGUUUUUACAACAUUCAUAUUUACAAACAACAUUUUUAUUUAGUUGGUUGCUAAUGUCAGUAAUAUAGGCUGCAUCAUGAUAUUAUUUUUGUUUUUCACCAGAAUAAAAAAUACUUUAAGCGCGGGGACCUAACUGCUAAACAGGCAGAAGACUAUAGAAAAAAGCAAGAGGUAAAACCCUGCAGUACUUGAUUUCUCACAAAUUUUAAAUGCAAAUUAAUUUUACGAAAUGAAUUUAGUCCUCUAACACUUUGUAUAUUUUUAUUCCAAUCUAGAAAAGGCUCCAGGAAAAGGAGGUAAAUGAUUUCUCUCUUUGAAUAAGAGGUUCUAUAGGAUACUGCUUUUAGGGAUUUCAAAAUGGUUUGGAGUUGGGGUUGGACUUGGUAAAAGCAGGUGAGUAUGAGGAGUUCAUUAACCCUUAAACCCCCAGAUCAAAUUUGUAAUUCUCCUUACUGUCGACUAAACAAUUCUUAUAAUGUUAGUUUAGAGAAUUUAGUAUUGGCUCAACUAAUUAUCCCCAAAUUGAUAUUUUUUUUAAUUCUCAACACUUAUCUGGUUGAUAUUGUAUUGAUAUUGUAAGGAGAAAUUCUGUAUUGGUCACUCAUGGGAGUUAUAGGGUUAAGGGCCAAAAGGUAAUUGUUUUGACCAGCAUAACUGGCGGCAUGUUAUUAAGAAGCUGAGGGAACUCUGGCAGCCACCAGGUUCCUCUGAAAUCCCUUUGCUUUGCCAAAAGUGUUAUAGCCUGGUAGGAGACAGUGUGAAUUUAAGAACACAAGAAAAAUUAACAAUGAUUAUGAAUUUAAUGCACUUACUAUGACAGUAAUAUUUAUGGUUUUCAGGAUCAAUAUCAGUAUCUGGGCAACUGCUCACCUACCCCUCCCCUAACCCAACAACAGUCUAUUGAUAACAGGUUAGGGUUAAUGUUGGGUUAGGGGAGGGGUAGGUGGGCAGUUGCCCAGAUACUGAUAUUGAUCCGGUUUUCAUUACUGAAAUAUGCCUUAUGAGAGUUUUUUGUUGACCCAUUUUCAGGAGAGAGCUGGUAAAAGGGCUGCAGAUGAUGAUAUAUUUGCUGCCUUCAAAAGAAAAAAAGAUGAAAAUGAAGCAAAUUCUGCUCUGAUUCCAAGAGAGGAGGUCAUUAUCGUAAUUUAGCUGCAGUAACCAGCAGUAAUGAAAUUACUCACAAAUCUCUAAGAAAGUUGAAAAUACUCCAAUGAAAAUGUUUAAUAAUAGAACAGCAUUUCAUCAGUAUGAGACACUUAUAUAGGAGAAAGAUUCUUCUUCCUCUGAUCUUCCUUGCAGUGAUUGGAUUUAUCCAUAUUCACCUGUAAGAAAUGUUUGUGGCAGCUAGAAGACUUUUUUUAUUGUUCUCCUUUCUAAAGGUGAUUCGCAGAUUGAGAGAAAGGGCAGAACCAAUUAGAUUGUUUGCUGAGAGUGAUGAGGAAGCUUGUCAAAGAUUGAGGUUUGUAGUUAUAAGGCUCCAAGCUGUGACUAGUUUGGUAGCUUUGGUGACCAUGACAAAAAAAGGAGACUAAAUUUGUAACCUGUUUUGCAUGGUUUGUCUAACUUAGUUUUAAGGUUUGAAGUCAAAGUGAGGUACUAAACAUUUUGACAGGAUUAUGUGUAGAUAUGUUCCACUGUUUUCUUCCAUAAAACUUUCCUUACUUGCCUGAGCUUUUUUUUUCCUCAUUGGCUGACUUACUUCUCUAAAAAAAGUCAAGCUAGGAGUGCCAAGUCAGUGUCUCUCCCUGUAAUUAGCUUUUACAGGAUUGCAUGCAAAACACUGAUAGUGAAAAAUGUAUUAAUUUUUUAAUCAACAGGAGAAUUGAGAUGCUUGCUCCAGAAAUUAAUAAGGUAUUGAAUUGAAAUUCAAUCCAACUUUUUUGUUUUAAAUUCAAUUUAUAGAGCCUGUUGAUGAUUAACACAAUGUUGUAUACAGAUAAGAGAACAACAGAGAUAUAAGAGGGAAUUACUGAAAGAAUUAAUAAUGCUUGAGGAUUCACAACAUUUUGUUUAAUCCUACAGAAACAUAAAAUAUCUACUUUUAACACUGAGAGGUUGUGCAGAGAAAAGUUUACUGCAUACCAUGCAAAAAUUCCAAAGAGGAUCCUUUUGUACAUUUAUUCAGUUUUUCUUUCUUUUUUUUUUCGUUUUUUUGUUUUUUUUUUGUUUUUUGUUUUGUUUUGCACCAGGGUUUGAGGAAUGACUUCAAAGCAGCCAUGGAAAGAGUGGAUCAGGAAUAUUUAGCAGAGUUAAUUAAACAGCAGGUAUGCUCUCAUCGAACAAAAGAUGACAAAAAAAGUUAAUGAAUGAUUUUUAUUAAAUAUGUGGUUACAAAUUUUGAGAAAUGUAUGCCAGAUAGUGUCAAACACAGCAGCCUAAUGGUUAGUUUGCUGGACUCCGUUUCAAGAGGUCAGAGUUAAAAAAAAUAGACUUUAAUGGCUAUCACAAUUACUGGUGGACUAAGUAGUUUAUAAUGUGGGCCAGAAAAGAGAGAGAAACAAAUAGUUCAGAUAAACAUAAAGUGCUUGAAAAUCCCAACUGGCAGGAGACAAAACAGUUGGCUUAUUUACACAGCACAGCUGAGUAGUUGAAACAGGGGUUACUGAGGACAAAUCUAGUGAGUGGUAGGGUGGAGGACUUGAAUCCAGGACCACCAGAUUAUAAGUCCAGCGCCCUAGCCACUCGGCCAUUCUGACCUCUGUGAGUGUGAGACCUGGCCAGGUCAUUGUGUUAAGUUCUUGGGCAAAACACUUUACUUUCACAGUGCCUAUCUCCAUCCAGGAGUAUAAAUGGGCACUGGUGAAUUGUCAGGGAGGCCUGAUGAAAUGCUGGGGGUAACUUUGUGAUGAACUGGCAUCCCAUCCAGGGGAGGAGGUGGUAGUAACAUUUCUUGUCACUUGAUGCUAAGGAAACCAGGACAAGCAGUGACUAGAUGAGCGCUUGACUCAAAACAGACUUUUGUGAAAGUGGAAGGAGAAUAAGGCAAUUAAUCAGAAGGAUGUUUUUGUAGGGUGGUGGUGAACAACAAAGUUCAGAAAGUGAAGAAUCGUCACAAGUUGAAGAAGAUGGAACAACCUUGGAGGAUAUCAAGGUAAAUUUAUCUUUGGUUAGCUUUCUACUUUUGAAUAUAUUUUGCAAUUAAAGAGAUAUUUUUAAUGCUAAUUUUUGUGUAUUUUUUAAACUAUAUGCACAAUAUAUUCUCUAUUUUUUUUGAAGGAACUGGCCAUAAAUAUGGGUAAAGGUAAUGAAAAUUUGGAUCAAGAUGUCAUCUUAAAGUUUAUUCAGGUGAACUGCAGAUUGUACUUUCACAGAAAAUUGUUAAUUAUGCAGUAUUAAAGUAUAAAUUGUCAUUUGGAUAAAGGCAUUGAUAAAAAAAAAAACAAAAACAAGCAUGCAGCAGAUGACCCACAGCUGAGCAUGUCAUUGAUGCUCUUAACACAAUUUGACGUCAUCUGUGUCUAUUACUGUACAAACCCACAGCAAAAUAGAUUCUGUUUGUCAUUAGAUGUCUGUUUGUUUUGUUUUUCCUUCUAGUUCCUCCUUGGUUUAUGGGCUAAGGAUUGCAAGACAAGAUCUGAUGAUAGCAAAAGAAGCCUUGAGGUAGCACACUGCACUAAAAUUGUUUUAAAAAAACCUUUAGCUAGAGCUAGAGCAUUUUUCAUGAUUCACUACAGAAUUAGAAAUUGAAAUUACUUUAUAGUAACUGAAGAUCUACAGUGUAUGAAUUCAUCUCUUUUUUCCUUUGGAACCAAAAUGAAAUGUUUACAACAGAUCAGUAUGAUUUUAACAUCACAGCAAAAUUGACUAACAGUUUACAUGAACUUGAUUGACAAGAACUCUUCACUAGACUAUGAUGGUAACUUCUGUUCAGGCUUUUGAAGCAUUAGUCAGUACUACUGAUAACAGUCCCUCUUUGGACUACCCUCACGCAGACAAUCAGAAGGCUCAAUCAAAUAUCAGUAUCAGCCCAUGCAGUCUCCAGGUGUUAACGCACAUGUGUAGUCUUCAGGUCACCCCUGUGCUGUGGCUUGCAAAUAGCCAACUUGUCUGCCUCCUAGCCUUUGGUAUUUUAAACACAAGUGGAUUCUUUCCAGUUGUGUUUAUCUGUGUCAAAAGCAUGUUUAGGUGCUGAAUAUAUUGACCUAGUUAUUUGUUUUUUUAAACUUUAUUUAUUUUGUUUGCAAAUAGGCAAAAUUGGCAGGUGCUACUCAAAGACAGACAGAAUCAUAUCUGAAGCCAUUGUUGAGAAAACUUAAAAAUAAGGUAAACAAUAAACUUGGAGAACUGUCCUUUUUUAACAAUUAUUGUGGCUUUUCAAAGUCAUCAACAAUAAGAGUUCCAUAAUUAUCAGAGUGAUGACUUUAAAUUAAAAAAUGACAGAUUUUUUCUAUGUGGAAAUUUCUGCUUAAAAAAAAAAGAUGUUGAACUCAUCUAAAAACUUUAGACACUUGCACUUAUUGAUGUCAGAUUUGUUUGUUGUUUCCAUACAGAAAACACCUCAAGAUAUUCUUGGUGCAUUAACAACCAUCAUAAUGAAUCUUUUAGAAAGAGAGUAUGUCAAGGUAUGAAGUCAAUUCAAUGAUGUUAGUUACUUUGAUUUUACUUCAAUCUUUCAUUGAUUUUAUUGAUUGUUUUGAUUUGUUUCCAAAAAAAAAAAUUCCAUCUAGAGGCUAUACUCCAAUUCAACCCUUGGACCCUUGAGAGUGAUAAAAUUUAAUAUCUCCUUACAAUAUCACCCCUGAAUCGCACAUUAAAGUCACAAGAAGAUAGGAAAUGAUCAUCAACUAAAAAGCUCUUGAUUGUUAAACAAAUUCUCCUUGUCAGCACAUCAGGAAAUGUAUAGAGAGCAGAGUGGAGAAUAUGCAUACUGAUGUUAGGGUGGAAAGAGUUAAAAGAUAUUUAAGAAACCUUUUAGUAGGACUUUCUUAGGAAAUUUUUGUUGCUAAUGAAGGAUAUUUUAAAAGGAAGCUUAGUUUGAUAAGCAUCACUAUAUUUUAUCCCACAGGCCAAUGACUCGUAUCUUCAGAUGGCAAUAGGAAAUGCACCUUGGCCUAUUGGUGUAACUAUGGUGGGAAUCCAUGCACGAACAGGAAGAGAAAAAAUUUUUGCCCAGAAUGUGGCUCGUAUCCCUUUUACCAGUUUACUGGUUUGAUGUUUGCUAAUUUACAGGAGGAUUUCCACUGAAUUUUAAAGCUCAAGUACAACGAUCACAAUUCUCUUAAACUUUCAACUCUGAUAGGUGGCCAAGACAGAAUUUCUCCUUACAAUUUCAGUACAACAUCAGGCAGACAACUGAUGGGAAUAAUGAAAAAUAUCAGUUAGGGGAUCAUUAGUUGAUCAAAUACCAAAUUCUCCAAACUGACACCACAAGAAUUGUAAGGCAAAAAUUGAGGAGAAUUACUCAUAAGAUCUUGGAGGUGAAGGGGUUAACAGUCACCUCUACCCAGAUAAUGCAGCUCAUUAAGUUUCCAUUCAUUUCUAUGUUCCCUUAACUUUUGUUUUAUCAGAUGUUCUCAAUGAUGAAACUCAAAGGAAGUACAUUCAGGUAAAGAUUAAGAUGGAAAAUAAUGAUAAAAAAUAGUUAUCUAAUGAAAUUAAUAAGAUGUGUCUUAAAAUGUCACAAAUAUGUUGCAGUGAAACAGUUUUGUUCUUUCUCAGGGACUAAAACGUCUGAUGACCUUUUGCCAAAAGAAGUUUCCUGCAGAUCCAUCAAAGUCUGUGGAAUACAAUGCUGUAAAGUGA
Pocillopora meandrina is the source of this 6825-nucleotide messenger RNA. NCBI's taxonomy places the organism in Eukaryota, Metazoa, Cnidaria, Anthozoa, Scleractinia, Pocilloporidae. The record is from the annotation of a GenBank genome assembly.